Molecule: messenger RNA, 1930 nt
Organism: Rhea pennata
Lineage: Eukaryota; Metazoa; Chordata; Aves; Rheiformes; Rheidae
Gene: AGBL3
Product: AGBL carboxypeptidase 3
Exons: 12
Coding region: 83-1900 (605 amino acids)
Biological process (GO): proteolysis
Molecular function (GO): zinc ion binding; metallocarboxypeptidase activity
Source: RefSeq, a predicted model, not a curated record
UGAAGAUUAAGUCAGAAGACUGGGAGAAGAGUAAGCGAAAGAGCACACUUAGUCGAUUCUCUUAUCAUCUGGCUCAGAAAGGAUGGUACCCCAUCUUCAUGCACCUCAAAAUCUUCAGGGCUUAUCAUCUGCAGGUCAGCUUUCCCUCGUGCAUUGGCCACACCAAUGUGAAGUCAUCAGGGACAGAAUUGAGCACAUUGAUUGGACACCCCCUAGGCCUGAGCCAUUGUACACUCCAACCGGUUUGGAGAUGAAGCCAUCAUACCAACCCAGUAACGAGGGCACUGUGAUUUAUUUGACAGAAGAAGCCAACAAAGACUCUGGAUUUGUGUAUUCUCGAGUGAGAGGUCUCUGCCCUUCAAAGCAGAUCCUCCAUCAGAACGGGGACAACACAUUGAUCUUUGAAGCACGAUUUGAGAGUGGGAAUUUGCAGAAGGUGGUCAAAGUUAAUGAGUUUGAGUAUCAGCUGACCCUGCGCACUGACCUCUACACAAGUAAAUACACGCAGUGGUACUAUUUCCAAGUAAGCAACACUCAAGCAGGGAUGCCAUAUCGUUUCACCAUUGUCAACUUCACCAAGCCUAACAGCCUCUAUAAACGUGGGAUGCGCCCUCUCUUGUACUCGGAAGCUGAUGCCAAGAAACACAACGUUGGCUGGCGGAGAACAGGGAACGAAAUUAAGUAUUACAGAAACAAUGCGGGCCGAGGUGGACAGCAGUAUUUCUCACUCACCUGGACAUUCCAAUUCCCUCACAACAGAGACACCUGCUAUUUUGCCCACUGCUAUCCUUACACCUACUCCAACCUACAGGAGUACCUAGUAGCCAUCUCUAAAGAUCCAGUGAAGUCCAAAUUCUGCAAGAUCCACAUCUUAUGCCAUUCAUUGGCAAGAAACAUAGUAUAUGUUUUAACAAUCACCAGUCCCCAUGAAGGUGACAAGGACACAAAGAGAAAGGCUGUGAUAUUAACUGCAAGGGUGCAUCCAGGGGAAACUAACAGUUCCUGGAUAAUGAAAGGCUUUCUGGAUUACAUUCUUGGCAAUUCAGGCAAUGCUCAAGUGCUCCGGGACAACUUUGUCUUCAAAGUGGUGCCAAUGCUGAAUCCAGAUGGUGUGAUUGUGGGAAAUCAGCGUUGCUCUUUAGCAGGUCAGGACUUGAAUCGCAAAUACAAAUCUAACCUGAAGGAAUUUUAUCCUUCCAUCUGGUAUACCCGAAACAUGAUCAAAAGAGUGAUGGAGGAACGUGACAUUCUUUUGUAUUGUGAUCUCCAUGGUCACAACAGAAAAAAGAAUGUCUUUGUAUAUGGUUGUGAAAGAAAGCAGCAAUCAAAAGCACCAAAUUUGCAUCCUCGUGUCUUUCCACUCUUACUGAGCAAGAUCUGCCCAGAUAAGUUCUCAUUCCCAGACUGCCGUUUCAGAGUACAAAAGAGCAAAGAAGGCACAGGACGAGUUGUAAUGUGGAAGAUGGGCAUCAGCAACAGCUACACUUUGGAAGCCUCUGUCUGUGGUUCUAAGUUGGGCCAGAGACGAAGCACUCAUUUCAAUACAAAAGACUUAGAGUCAGUAGGACACCGUUUCUGUGAUGCUCUCUUGGACUACUGUGUUCCUAAUGUGAAGUAUUAUCUGUGCCUGAAGGAACACGAGGAAAUGGCUCAAGGCAUUGAAACAUUACAUAAGAUAUUUCAGGAACUUGACCCUGUAGGCAGAGACCUUAACUGGAGUACUAUCCCCCAGCCUAUAGAACACUUUAUAUCCCAGAAUCUUUUCCUUCCUCCUACUGCUCUUCAAGAAGUGUGCUAUGCAAGUGAAAGAGGAGGAGUUAGACCAGUCUCUGGAUGUCAUCCUCUGAAGAUGGAGAGCAGGUCAAGGGAGAAGGAAGAAAAGAUCCAGCACAGAGCCUAGGGGAUUCAAACCUAUAUUUUCCCACUUCCC